Messenger RNA from Ruditapes philippinarum (Manila clam), 1625 nucleotides. RefSeq names its product deleted in malignant brain tumors 1 protein-like. NCBI's taxonomy places the organism in Eukaryota, Metazoa, Mollusca, Bivalvia, Venerida, Veneridae. The record is from RefSeq and is a predicted model, not a curated record. The coding region runs from base 38 to 1288 and encodes 416 amino acids. The transcript has 11 exons.
GAAUAUUUCAGAUAGUGUAAAAGAUUGAUUCUCAACAAUGGCUCUCUUUCUAAAAGUUGGCAUCUGUUCUGCAUUGUUAGUAAUGUCCGUCAUAAAUGUUAAUGGACAAUGUCAAGGUGGAAGUACCCAUUCAACUACAGCACAGAGUACUUCCACUAGUUAUAUUGCCUCGGAUAACUACCCGUCGUAUUACAGAAACAAUAUAUACUGUACAACGACUAUAACUAAUCCAGGAUCAGGGCGAAUUUUAUUUCAUGUAGAACAUCAAGAUAUAGAGAGACGCUAUGACUUCUUAUAUAUUUAUAUAGGAAGUGUGUCUUCAGCCAACCGGCGACAUUACUCGGAGAAUCAAUAUUCCGGAAGUGUUGGCUUGACAAAUCCGGGGGAAGACCUUAUUGUUCGCUUCACUUCGGAUUCUAGUAUAACAUACGGCGGGUAUAAAGUGAACUUUAUUGCAAUCGAAAAUCUUGGUAGUUGUGGUACUACUAUAACGGCCACCUCCACUGAGCAACAACUGAGUUAUGUUUACAGCUGGCAAUAUUCAUCCCCCUGUGCAUAUACAAUAUCUUCACAAAACGUGGGCGAUUCUGUACAGAUAACAGUUCUUUUUGCAAAGGGAAUUGUUCAAAUUUCGGAGGCCAGUGCUGUAACUAAUUUGGAAACCAGUGGCUCCACCUACGUGAGCACUCAAGACACUAUAACAGUGACCGGAACCUAUGGUAAUGAUUUUGUCGUGAUGUAUGAGUCAACCAGCUCUGCAACUGCAGGGACCGUAACUGCAGCACCAGUGAUCAGGAAUGAAGAUUCUUCUAUAUGUUAUGAGCGGCAGAAAACAGCUGUAUUUAACACAAGGUUUUUAUAUUCUCCAAACUAUCCGAGCAGAUACCCAAACGAUGUGGACUGUACGGUAACAUUAGUUGCUGAUGACAGCGCUAAGUCCAUCACAUUGACUGUCAAUGAUUACACAGUAUUAGUGUAUGAUGACUUGAGAAUUUAUGACGGUGAUGACACCAGCUUCAAUGAAAUUCCCCUAACCACCACUGAGUCAAUGACGAGCUCUGGAGCAAGUAUAACUCUACGUUUUGUAACAGAUUAUACCUCAACUGCUAGAGGUUUUAAUAUCUCGUAUUCAAGUGUUACAAGAGUUGGGCCUACAUGUCUUGGAAACUCUGUAACAGCAUCAACGGCAGACGACACAGAGCAGAAUAUAAUGUCGCCAAAUUAUCCAUCUUCCUAUAGCAAGUAUGUGUUUUUUGUGUCGCCUCUACGGAGUAGUGGCGACAUAUAGGGAUCACUUCUCCGUCGUCUGUCUGUCCGUCUGUCUGUCUGUCUGUCUGUCUGUCUGUCCGUCUGUCCGUCCGUCCGUCACAAAACUUGUCCGGACUACUCCUCAUAAACUACUGGUGCAAUUUCUUCCAAACUUUACAGGAAUGAUCAGUACCAAGUCUAGUUGUGCAUAUUGUCAGCAUUUUCCGGUUCAAUGAUUUUUGUCAGAGUUAUGGCCCUUUAAUAAUUUUUAAUUUAAAGUUUGUCCGGACUACUUCUCUUAUACCACUAAUGCAAUUUCAAUGAAACUUUACAGGAUUGAUCUGUAGCUCAAGUCCUUGCGCAUAUUGCACGGUUUU